UCACGCAGGGAGAGAGAGAGAGAGAGAGAGGUGCUCCGAUCCUCAGCCCAAGGAGACGGAGACGACGACGAAGACGAAGAGGCUCUCAGGUAAGUGAGCAAGCAAGAUGACGGUGCGAAAGGGUCCAUCGCAUUCAUGGUGGUUUGCUAGCCAAGACAGGCUCCAAAGUUCAACACAAUCUUCAUGGUUGUCAUCGACACUUUCCGAACUAGAAGAGAAGACCAAGCAGAUGCUGAACCUGAUAGAGGAAGAUGCCGACUCCUUCGCUAAGCGUGCAGAGAUGUACUACAAAAGGAGACCUCAACUCGUAGACAUGAUUGAAGAUUUCUACCGGGCUCAUCGCUCAUUGGCUGAGCAGCAUGAUCAACUAAAAUCUGGAUCAGCAGUGCGACGUUCGAUAUCAGUUUGUCCUGCUUUCUUUGACAGAAGCUGUUCACGGAGUAUAAGCAGCAGUGAUGCCGAUGAGGGCCCUAAGUUUUCCACCGAUUCAUUUUAUUCAGAGGAAUCCGAAGUUGAUGAUCCUGAACAAGAAGAAAACGAAGCUGAGAAUAAGCCAAGAGUUAUGUCGGAUGAAGGGACUGAUCGUUAUUUAGUGAUGAAACUGAAACAUGAACUAGAAAGGCUUAGAGAGGAGAAUGCAAAACUUAAGGCUGAAAUAGCAGGAAAAGAUGAAGAGAAAAGGGAUGUUAUCAGACAGCUUGCUUUGUCUUUGGAUAUCUUGAAGGAAGAGAAUGUUACCUUGAGGAGGUCCAUUAAGCACCCAGAGAAAAAGGGUGGCGGCUUUUUUGACCUUAAGAAACUAACCAAAGAUACGUUCAGUGGAAGAAGACUGUUUCACGGGAAGUCAAAACCUCAAACUACAAUUGUAGCCCUCUAAGGUUUGUGGAAGAUAUCUACCCAUGUACUUAGAAAUUUAAAUAUAGUCUGAAACUAGGAUGAACAGCUGAGGGUAUGACUUUCUCCCAGACUAGGCUUAUGCCAAUCUGAUGUAUUCAUAGACAGAAUUGUCCUUCUACAUAAUGUAUUCUUUUCAUGAGUGCCAGAACUUAUGCAUGCACUAUUUCUAAUCAUUUAUUGCUUGCAUAUUUAAAUAUAAAGGGAAUGUAUCUGCA
Musa acuminata subsp. malaccensis (wild Malaysian banana) is the source of this 1112-nucleotide messenger RNA. RefSeq names its product protein NETWORKED 3C. Gene Ontology annotation, molecular function: actin binding. Gene Ontology annotation, cellular component: vacuolar membrane. Lineage: Eukaryota; Viridiplantae; Streptophyta; Magnoliopsida; Zingiberales; Musaceae. The record is from RefSeq and is a predicted model, not a curated record.